ACCGGUUGCCACGUCACAUUUCCGUACUAUCCCUUUUAAACUCGUCUCUCUCUUCGUUGAUUCGUCUUUCUUUCUAUCCUCUUUGUAUUUCUCCGGCACCGAUCGGAUUUGACCUCCGACGGUUCUUCCAAAAUCAAUCACGUAUUAUAUUUAUAUGAAUAAUUGAUCAACUGAUCAAGGUGAUCAGAUUAUGGAGGAUCAAAAUUACUUCGUUAAUCUGAUGGAUUUCAUCAAUAAACCGACUUUGGUUGAAACAUUUGUCGACAUUUUCUUUUGUGCGGUCCCGAUUUGGGUGGCGGUGAUGGUCGGGGUUGUGAUCGGAUGGGCCUGGACUCCACGGUGGACCAGCCUUGUGUUUUUAGGUUUCCGUUCGAAGUUGCGAGGGUUCGCUUGGACGGCUCCACCGGGGUUCGGUGCUCGCCGCCUUUGGCUAGCCUUCACUGCGCUCUCCGCGUUUUCCGUUGGUCGUCGGCUGUGGUCAAGCUUCAGGGAGAAGGAGCGGAAGGAUGACCAGUCGUCGCCGCGUGCGGUGGCGGGAGGUGAGUCGUUGCCGAACGCUCAAUACGUUGAUGGAAGUGGUGUCGACAUAAAAUGCAGCAUUGUAAAUUCAGGAGGAGAUCACGAUGUUGUUACAGAGAAGGAUCUAGAACAUUUGUUGCAUCUUCUUGAUGGAAAAGAUUUGGCUUGGCAAAGCAUGAUCGAAAGGUCCACAUCCAACAUGGCUUGUCAAGCUUGGCGCUAUGAACCCGAGACUGGGCCUGUUGUAUACCGAAGCAGAACUGUGUUUGAAGACGCAACACCAGAGUUAGUUAGAGAUUUCUUUUGGGACGAUGAAUUCCGCCCUAAGUGGGACCCAAUGCUCACUUACUUCAAGAUAUUAGAAGAGUGCCCUCAUACUGGCACAAUGAUUGUCCACUGGAUUAAAAAGUUUCCAUUUUUCUGCAGUGAUAGAGAAUACAUAAUUGGUCGAAGGAUAUGGGAAGAUGGAAAAACUUCCUACUGUGUUACAAAGGGAGUGCCAUAUCCUGCUCUGAGGAGGCGCGAUAAGCCAAGGCGUGUGGACCAUUACUUCUCAAGCUGGGUGAUCAGGCCUGUACAAUCGCGAAAAGGAGAUGGGGUACUUUCAGCAUGUGAAGUAAUCCUCUUACACUGUGAAGACAUGGGAAUCCCCCGAGACGUGGCCAAAUUAGGCGUCCGCCACGGAAUGUGGGGAACCGUGAAAAAGCUCCACGGCGGUUUCCGGGCAUACCAGACCGCCCGGAAACAAGACGAACCGCGUUCGAGAUGCGCGCUCAUGGCAACAAUCGCCACCAAGAUCACCUUUGAUGAGGCGGUGUCGGAGGAAAAGUCCGGUGGUGGUGAUGUGAACAUGGGUGGCGGCAAAGUGGGCGGAGAUGGUGGGGUUGACUGGAGGUGGGUGGCGGUUGGCGGUGCCGUGGCGGUGGUUUUGGGGAUUAGGAGUGGAUGUUUAGGGAGAGUGUUGUUGGUUGGUGCGGGUGCGGGCCAAAGAUUUGGCCGAAGAAGGUGAGGUUUGUUUUUUUUAUUAUGAGUUAUAAUAAGGGAAGUGUUUUUCUUUAUUUUCUUUAUGGUUUGAAUUUUUGUAUAGAUGUUAUUGAAUAUAAGAAAUGAUAUAUCUACCUAUAUAACUAUAUAACUAUACAAGUGCAUUUUAUUCCA
This is a messenger RNA of Lactuca sativa (garden lettuce), 1677 nucleotides long. RefSeq lists its product as uncharacterized. Gene Ontology annotation, molecular function: lipid binding. The record is from RefSeq and is a predicted model, not a curated record. Lineage: Eukaryota; Viridiplantae; Streptophyta; Magnoliopsida; Asterales; Asteraceae.